This is a messenger RNA of Exophiala spinifera, 1011 nucleotides long. RefSeq lists its product as uncharacterized. The record is from RefSeq and is a predicted model, not a curated record. The transcript has a single exon. The coding region runs from base 1 to 1011 and encodes 336 amino acids. Lineage: Eukaryota; Fungi; Ascomycota; Eurotiomycetes; Chaetothyriales; Herpotrichiellaceae.
AUGCUGACGAUAUCAAUGCCUACAACCGCACCUCGUCUUUUCUCUCCGAUCGAAUUGGCGUCCACAUCUGUACUUCAGCCCAAUGAUGCGCUUACACUUACACCUGUGUCCAUGUCGUCGGAAACCCAAGCACGCAGGCCGAAACUAUCACUACAGACUUCGAAUUUGACGCCGACCUUUCAUGCCAGCAGUGGCCCCGUUGAUAUGGCCAACAAGCUGGGUACUACGACGCCAACCACCUUCAAUACAUUCAACAAUGCUUUUGAUCUUACUUUCCGACCAUCACCGGUUAUCUCAGCUUCGUCGCCGGUCACUCCAAAACGGCCCCAACAGAAAUCGAUCCACAAAUCAUUAUCUCCAACAGGGACGUCUCAGGCGCCGUACACUUUGAGCCUGCCAUUUGGCGUGCGCUCGAUUCUUAAGAACUCCCCUGUGCCGCAAUAUGGCCCUCGAUGCUCGACCUGUUCUGCCGGUGCCAGUCCUGCACUGCCUGUUCCAGGCAGACGAGCUUUCUUCCCAGCCCUCAAGAAGGUCACAUUUCGUUCGAACUUGGAGGAAGAGAUCGUGACUAGGGAAUAUAUAUUGCGUCACGUUGACCUGAGCUCUUCUUCCGAGGAGACGAAUUCAUCCGAGACAGAAGAUUCAAGCAGUGGCUCUAUGGAUGAGGCAGAGGAGGUCAAAGAGAUGCUGUCGAUAAGAGUAGAUGAAUGCUAUGGGCGGGGCAGGAGAAAACGCAAAGUUCGGCCGGUUUCUGAAACAUCGUCGGAGUCGAUAGAUCGUGGCAGAGACGAAAGGUCGAGAAGCACUUCAGCACGAAGAAGCAAGAGAAAGAAGAGGCGAUGGGAAUGGACCUUGCCGCCAGUACAAACGGAACCCACAGACCUAAAAGGCAAACAGGUGGACAGUACAGCUAUAGUACAGGACUACGUAGAGGGUGAGACGGGAGACGGCGGAGACAUACUUCCUCGGUCUAAAGACGUUGGGGACGAUAACGAAGCUACGAGGUUGUAG